AUGGGUUUAAUAGGAAUGAUAGGCACCACUGCUGGUGUUCAUCGUUUAUGGACUCACAAAGCUUAUAAGGCAAAAUGGCAGCUUAGAACUAUACUUGCUAUUUUCUAUGCUUCAGCAGGCAUGUAUAACAUUUAUGAAUGGGUACGAGAUCAUCGAAUACAUCACAAAUACACGGAUACGAAUUCAGAUCCGCACAAUAGUAACCGAGGAUUCUUUUUCUCCCAUGUUGGUUGGUUGAUGAUGAAGAAACAUUCAGAUGUAAUUGAAAAGGGUCGUCAAAUUAACAUGAGCGAUAUAUUGGCUGAUCCUAUUGCUGUAUUUAGUAUCAAAUAUUUCUCGAUAUUAAGAUUUACGUUUGCUUUCCUGCUUCCGGUAAUGUUACCUGUGUAUGGAUGGAAUGAGACUUGGUCUAGAGCUUUCGCAUCGCAGAUUAUUCGUUAUGUAAUCCUUUUAAAUUUUAUAUGGAGCGUCAACAGUGCGGCUCAUAUUUGGGGUUCAAAGCCAUAUGAUGCGCACAUAAAUCCAACAGAGAACCGAUGGGUCAACUUUUUUGUUUGUGGUGAAGGAUGGCACAAUUACCAUCAUGUCUUUCCGUGGGACUACAAGGCUUCCGAAUUUAACAAUUCCAUAACCACAAAUUUCAUCAAUUUUUUUGCAAAAAUUGGGUGGGCGUAUGAUCUCAAACAACCGUCGCAAGAGUUUGUAAAGACUGUCGCGAUGAAAAAGGGUGAUGGAAGCCAUUCUUUAUGGAAUGCUGUACCAGAUCCAGCUUGUAAAACUGAAUAA
Messenger RNA from Cyphomyrmex costatus, 786 nucleotides. RefSeq names its product acyl-CoA Delta(11) desaturase-like. The record is from RefSeq and is a predicted model, not a curated record. Gene Ontology annotation, molecular function: iron ion binding; stearoyl-CoA 9-desaturase activity. Bases 1 to 786 code for a protein of 261 amino acids. Gene Ontology annotation, biological process: unsaturated fatty acid biosynthetic process. Gene Ontology annotation, cellular component: endoplasmic reticulum membrane. Lineage: Eukaryota; Metazoa; Arthropoda; Insecta; Hymenoptera; Formicidae. The transcript is spliced from 4 exons.